AUGACAGAAAAGGCAGCAGCAGCAGAUACACAGGGGGGUGCCCCCUAUGCGCCAUCCCCCAAAACGACGGACCUUCCAUCGCAUGUAGGGGGGCCCUCAGGGCGCUAUGCGCUUCUCUCCUUAAUAGUCACUGCAGCGGUCAUUCUGGUUGCGUUGUUGUCUGCUGCCACGCAUCAUUUUGCUCUCCCCCUCGUCUCCCCUGUAGACGCCCCAGCGGAGGAAUUCAGCGAGGAUAGAGCCAAGCUGUUGCUGCAGCCUGCAACGCGGAGUGUUCGUACACUCGGCAGCUGUGACAACGAAGUCACAAUGCCGAUGCUGCUGCACUCGUUUGUGCUGCAACAGCUCCUCAAGCUCUCUUACGUACCCCAGCCAAGAGAUGUAGGGGCUAGGACUCCAGCGGCAGAAGCGACCGGUGCCGCAUCGCAUGCAGCUGCAGGAGAAGCAGCAAAAGAAGAAGCAACCGCAACACCGGGGCUAGCAGCAGCUGGAGCAGAGAUGCAGGCAGUGGUUGGGCGCGUGAGUUAUGUGCUGCUGGUGACGCACAGGCCGCGGGGAAGUGCAGAACGAUCAACAACAGGAGAAACUUCAGCCUCAACUGAAGGGGUUUCAGCAGCAGCAGCAGAAAGGAGAGCAGCAGCAGCAACAAGACUGAGACGCAUAAGUCCUCCAGGACAGGUGACUGAUACCGAAGUAUGCCUGUGCGGCGUGGCGCAGCAACACCAUCUGCUGCUGCAGCAGACGCAGUACCACAGCGCAGCAGUAUCAGCAGCAGCGGCUACGGGAUUUGAUAAACUGUUGCUGCAGCAGACUCAACAGGAAUUAGAGCCUGUCUGCAGCGACCAACAGCAACGCCAGCUAUGUGAAGCAGCAGUGAGGAUAGCAGCAGCAGAGGACCCCUUCUCUCCGUCGGCCGCAGCAGGAGCGGUUGCUUCCUUUGAGAAAUGGGAAGCAGAACCAGCAACAGCAGCAGCUGGUGCAGCACAUCCGGAGACGUGGGGGCAGCUGGAGUGUACAGACAGCCCCCGCGUGUUAGAUGCAGCUUCUUCUAGUUUUGUUACUGGAACAUUCAUCCCCAAAGUGCAGUGCUUUCGUGUAACGCGGCAUUUCCUGGCUCCGCCUUCAACUGUCUCUGCUCUGGUUGGCCUCGCUCUAAAGCAACACGAGCAGCAACAGCAUCAGCAACAACAGCAGCAACACAAGCACCAGCAGCAGCAGCAGGGAGGUGGUAGUUUGGCAGCUUCUGAGGCUGAAACGUUGGAGCGGGCGAGCGUGGAUUCUGAGCAAGUACAUAGUGAUACAGUGGUGGAGGGGCUGCAGCAUUUGCUGCGGGUGUUGCCCUUUUUGGCUCGAGAGGAAGUAGAGAGCAGUUUCUCUGCUGCUGCUGCUGCUGCCGAUGCAGCAGCAGCAGCUGGCUCUGGCAUCCUGCAUCACCUGAUGGGCUCCAUCUUAGCUGUGGAUGCGGGAUUUUGGAGAGGGGCUGCUGGGGGGUUUGCUUUAGACUAUGGGGGGCUGAGGACUGCGCUGUAUGGAGGCCCUGCCAACUUCACCUUAGAGAUCAAGCCUCUCCGGUUCUCUGCUGGUGGCAGCUGUGCUGUCUCGAGAACCCCUCAGGCAAGCAAUGCUAGCUAUCUAUUGGGGGCCCAAAGCCACCCAAAGUGCUCGCUGGGGGACCCCAACGACAAUGCGCAUGCAGGAGCCGACUUGCAGGGUAACCACACCACGGCGGGAAGGACAACUGUUGCUGGUCCUGGUGCUGCAGCUGAUUCUGCUGCUGCACUUAUGCUCGCAGCGCACUAUGACUCAGCUCCGUCUUCCCCUGGCAUUAGUGACGACCUGGGGAUGUGCGCUGUGGCGCUGGAGGUGGCGAGGGCUGCGGUGUACAGACACCUUAGAACUGCUAACAGACGCCAACUGACACUAUGGGGCUUGCAAAAAGACCUGCAGCAAACUCAUGUAGACGAAUCCCUUGCUGCCCCCCUCAUUGUGAACCUCAACGGGGCUGAGGAAGUGAUGCUGCUUGCUGCGCAUGCAUUUGGUUCACAGCACCCGUCAGCACGUCGCGUUCGUGUUGCGGUUAACUUGGAGGCCUCCGGAAACGAGUCUGAAAGCGCUGAGGUGCUGCAGAUGCCGCGCCCUCUGGCGAGAAAGCUCCUGGAGGCCAUCGCCGCGCUGCCUUCACCCAACGCACUUUCUCUGGCAUCAGAUGUCUGGAAUUCGGGGCAGUUUCCUGGGGAGACAGACUUCAGAGUUUGGGCUGAGGUGUUGGGGGUAGAAGGGGGGCUGGACUUGGCCUGGAUUGGGGAGGGGUCAACGUACCACACAUCCAGAGACGACUUGAACAACCUACACAAGGGCUCGCUGCAGCACACAGGCAACACCGUGCUGCUCUUGCUGCAGCAGCUGCUGAACGCCACCGCUGAGCUUACAGAGCCUUCGCCAGAAGCUCAGGAGCAGGAUGCCCCCGAAAUUCCCUUCUACCAAGACUUUCUGGGCAUGGUGCUGCUGGUUCUGCCUUGGGAGGCGUUUUCACCGCUCGCGGCAGUCGCCUGUGUGAUGGGGAGCGAUGGUGCUUUGUCGUUGACUUCAGCAAGUACUGUCCUGUGCCUUUUAGUUCAAGAAAUGCAACUAAAGAAUAGUCUUGCCCUAUCUUCCCCUGCUUGUUGUUCAGAUUUCUUCGCUUCCUUCUACCUACUGUUGUUGCUGCUGGGACUAGCCCACCUUGCGCUCCUCGAUGGCACCAGCGGCCCCGCCGGUCGUAUGGGGGAGUCUCUGCUUCAGACAGAUUUGCUGUUAAAUUUCGGGGUUUUGCUACCGGUGCUGGUGCUGCUGCCUGCGGUUCUCUGCCCCUCUAUCUUCCAUGUGCUGCACUGGUUCAGGGGGGGCCCUUGCCGCCCGAAGGCAAGUGCGGCCUCUUCCUGCGUCCAAGAGACAUGUUGGCGGGGUAGGGGCAUAUGGGCUGUUGCUGCUGCACUAGCUGCAGCUGCUGCUGUUGCUGCUGCUGGACUCAACAGUUCGCCUGUGUUCCCGCCGCUUGUUGACCUGCCUGUACCGCAGCAGCUUCUGCAUGGGACCGAGGGACCUGCUGCUGCUGAAACGACGGAUAUUAGGCACACUGGGGGGGCUGUUGGCCAGCUACCGCGUCCAUCAGGAGACAGUCUCGCAUUUAUGAGACAGAUCCACCGCCAACCCAAGCCACAUCGGUCUCUCUUAGGCCUGCUGCCCUUUGGCCUCCCCCAUUACUUGCUCCCAUCUGAGGAAUUCCCCUUCUCCCCAGAAAGGCCGCUGCAGGUGCACUUUGUUAUUUUUAGACGCUCAAAGGUUACCGCAUUCUCCAGUCUCUGCAGCAGCAGCUCCAGGAACAACAGCGGCAACCCUGACAAAGUGCUUGGCGGCAGCUGCAACGAGAAAACCGAGCAGCUCAACCAGCAAGCGUGGCUCGCCACCACCCCAUCAGAAGCACCAACACCAGCAGAAAGUGCCGCUUGCCUUGCCCCUGAGUUGGAGCCUUUCUCUCAAAUGCACCAUGUCCCGCCGCUCUCGCGCCACUCCACUCAAGGCGUUGCGGUGAUGGGGCUAGGACCCCAAGUGUUUUGGAAUCCGGCGUUUGCCGACGCUCCUUUGGUAAUAUCUGCAAUGCGCAGAGCCGUGGUGGCGGCCGAGGAAGAGGCAACGACAGCAUCGUCUUUUGCAUCUUUGAGCGGAACCCAGCAAGCCUAUUAUUCCCACCAUACCGCUAAUGCAAGGUUCCAAAAGCAUAUCAACGGCGCUGCGGAGGCAAAUUCUGCUAACUGUGCAGGACAGGAAGGUGCUCAUGCAGAAUCUGGCGAAGACGUUGUUGCAUCUACAAGAAGGAAUAAGCAUAGCGGUUCUGAUGAGAAUGAGGCUUCGAGAUACUGGACAGGAAAAGCGGCACCCGCAUUUCUUCUCGUGGAGGAAUCCCCUUCAGAGAAAGCCCCUUUGACCCUCGCUCACCUCCACAGGCUGAGCACAAAUCGCAUGCAUUGGAGUCUCUACACAAAUGCGCAGGCUUUUCUCCCUCCCCCCAGACCCACGCUGACAAGCGGGGUGUUUAGUCCUGCGCUCCGAGGCAAAGUGGACGUACACUACGACGAGGCGACAGAAGAAACGCGCCUGACUCUGCUCAUUGGAGGUGCCUCGCUGUUGGCUGUGGCGCUUCCGGCCUCUGGACUUAAACGGUGGAAUUUGGAGCGCCAGGCACCUCUGAAACGGCUCAAGCAGUGUGACUGUUACAUGGUUACUUUGGCCGCCCCAAAGCCUCCAGUUAUGACGAAGCUCGAAUUUUUCUUUCAUGGGAACGUACCCGUCCGCUUCACAACGCGUUCAGGUUUAUGCGACAUAACGGCACCGAACACCGACUGCGCAAAAACGCCGUUUUUCAGCGCUUUUCAGAGUUUUCUUGUAGGUUUUCCUCAUCGUCAGGCUAUGGAUGAAGGGCCUUUGACCGUCGAAUCCGCGGCAAGAGGUGUUGAGGCUGGCGGCGGUAUUCUGUAUUCGGGUGAAACAUCUGAGGCGAAGAGCCCCAACAGCCGUUUUGACAGUUUUUGGAACAGGCUAAUCAGUGAGCUGCCCCCACAUAUAACUGCUGCGGGCAGCUAUGCGGAUGCUGCGGAGUGGAUUUUGCCACGUGCACCGUUCUCCGCUGAGUUUGCUUUCGAUUGA
This is a messenger RNA of Eimeria maxima, 4680 nucleotides long. RefSeq lists its product as hypothetical. NCBI's taxonomy places the organism in Eukaryota, Apicomplexa, Conoidasida, Eucoccidiorida, Eimeriidae. Gene Ontology annotation, biological process: proteolysis. The transcript is spliced from 9 exons. Gene Ontology annotation, molecular function: metalloexopeptidase activity. Bases 1 to 4680 code for a protein of 1559 amino acids. The record is from RefSeq and is a predicted model, not a curated record.